AAGCAGGAACCUCAGCCGCCGUAAGCGGAAAGCGGAUUCGCCAUGGACACCAUGGAUUCAGAGCCCGCUUCCUCUUCUUCUGCCGACCCCUUGCAGAGCAUCCCGAAGAGUCCAGUGGUGGUGCUGAUGGUGGGCAUGGCGGGCAGCGGAAAGAGCACCUUCAUGCACCGACUGGUGGUGCGCCUGCAGAGUCAGAAGAAGCGGGUCUACACUGUGAACCUGGACCCGGCGGUGCGGAACCUGGCCUAUCCCAUCAACGUGGACAUCCGGGAUACGGUGAACUACAAGGAGGUGAUGAAGCACUUCGGUUUGGGGCCCAACGGCGCCAUCAUGACCUCGCUGAACCUCUUCGCCACCAAGUUCGACCAGGUCCUCACCAUCCUCGGCCGCCGGGCGGAGAUGUUGGACUACAUCCUCAUCGACACCCCGGGGCAGAUCGAGGUCUUCAACUGGUCGGCCUCCGGUCAGAUCAUCUGCGACAGCCUGGCUGUGACCUAUCCCACCACGGUGUGCUACGUGGUGGAUACCGCCAGGUGCGUAAAGCCUGUGACCUUCAUGUCCAACAUGCUCUAUGCCUGCUCGAUCCUGUACAAGACGAAGCUGCCCUUCGUGAUUGCCUUCAACAAGAUCGACGUCAUCCCCCACGACUUCCUCAAGGAGUGGAUGGAGGACUUCGAGAAGGUGGGCGACGCGCUGAGCCGGGAGAGCUCCUACGUGGCCUCGCUGGCCAGGUCCAUGAGCCUCGCCAUGGAGGAGUUCUACAAGAACCUGAGGUCCGUGGGCGUGUCCGCCGUCACGGGCGCCGGUUGUGAAGACUUCGAGAAGGCCCUCGGCGAAGCGGCGCAGGAGUUCGUGGACAGCUACGUGCCCUUCCUCAUGGAGCAGCGGAAGGACCUGGAAGAGAAGCGCCAGCAGGCGGUGGAGGAGCAGCUCAAGUCCUUUGAGCAGAACAUGGACCGUGCCAAGCGGGGCCGCGACCAGUUGGAGGAGGACAUGCAGAAUCUGUCCAUUGAAGAGCGAGAGCUGGACCUCAUGAGUUUAGGAUGACGAGCCUGGCAAAAAACAAUAAACAUCGAUGCCCGGAGGUCCGUUACCAAAUCUUGAUGAGAGACAGCGUAGAGCUCGUGAGCGAGGUAGCAUACAAGUGUAGCUGUUUUGCAAGAAAGCCGCA
Messenger RNA from Effrenium voratum, 1171 nucleotides. The record is from the annotation of a GenBank genome assembly. Lineage: Eukaryota; Dinophyceae; Suessiales; Symbiodiniaceae.